CUCGUCACUUAUGACGCUCAGGACAAUUUGCCAUAUAGACUGAGUUCAUGUGUUUCUCCCGCUGUUUCCACUGACCGACAAGGCUGCACAUUUGUGRUUAGGGACCUGGGCAGGCAAGAUUACGCAUCCUCCAGAGGUUAGAAAUGGAGGCUUUUAAUCAUAAACUAAACACGUACAUAGACUCAUGGAUGGGUCCCAGAGAUGAACGGGUACAGGGAUGGCUGCUGCUAGACAACUACCCUCCAACCUUUGCACUAACACUCAUGUACUUGCUGAUCGUAUGGCUGGGGCCCAAGUACAUGAGACACAGACAGCCGGUGUCUUGCCAGGGCCUCCUGGUGCUCUACAAUCUGGCCCUCACUCUAUUAUCUUUCUAUAUGUUCUAUGAGCUGGUGUCUGCUGUGUGGCAAGGGGGUUAUAACUUCUACUGCCAAGACACACGCAGUGCGGGAGAAACAGAUACCAAGGUCAUAAAUGUGCUGUGGUGGUACUACUUCUCCAAGGUCAUAGAGUUUAUGGACACCUUCUUCUUCAUCCUACGGAAGAACAACCAUCAGAUCACGUUUCUGCACAUCUACCACCACGCUAGCAUGCUCAACAUCUGGUGGUUCGUCAUGAACUGGGUGCCCUGUGGUCACUCCUACUUUGGUGCCUCUCUCAACAGCUUCAUCCAUAUCCUGAUGUACUCUUACUAUGGGCUCUCUGCUGUCCCGGCCAUACGGCCCUAUCUAUGGUGGAAGAGAUAUAUCACACAAGGCCAGCUGAUUCAAUUCUUUUUGACCAUGUCCCAGACCAUCUGUGCAGUCAUAUGGCCAUGUGGUUUCCCCAGAGGCUGGCUGUUUUUCCAAAUAUUCUAUUUAGUCUCGCUUAUUGUCUUUUUCUCAAACUUCUACAUUCAGACUUACAAGAAACACCGUGUUUCACAGAAGAAGGAGUAUCACCAGAAUGGCUCUGUUGAUUCACUGAAUGGCCAUGCGAAUGGGGUGACACCCACGGAAACCAUUACACACAGGAAAGUGCGGGUGGACUGAAGCUUGAAUAACCUCACAAUCCUAACUUUUGUGCAUAUCUACUAUGUAUGUAAUAUUGCUAGGAGAGAUGUAGGAUUUCUUAUAAAGAAAUGUAUUAGAAGAGCAUAGCUAGUUUAUUCACAAUAUACAAAAAGCCAUGUUUAUCUGAAAGAGAUUCCUAAUGUUUUGCACACCGCAGCCUGUUAUUAUUCAUAUUGAAUCUAAGUUCUUUACAGUUAAGUAACAAGGAUAGCAGAGGGAGCACACUACAGCACUGCCCCAGAGACUCACUUCCUUUUAAUGUUUUCAAGAUCUUUGACUAUGUCUGGUGGGACAUUGUUUUAUUAAGCAACCUUGACCCAUACAGAAAUAACAAUGUUUUUCCAUGUUUUAAUUCACAACAUAUGCACUUGUCUACAUGCUAGAUUGUGUCCUGAUUGGACAAAUGGGACAAAAUCUAUUUUGGGGAUUCCCUUGCGUAGAGACAAGGCUGUCACAGUGUCAAAUGUGUCCACUGAGUWACUUUAGAGAGGUUCACCUUCAUUGUUUGCAUUGUAAAGUUUAGUUUAAAACCAGUUGCAAUAAUAGAUUUGUCUAUUGUCUGUAUCAGUUAAACAGGUUUGAAAAGUAUUUGGCUGUCAAAUGGCACUGAACAGAACAAUACUUUGUGAACAAGAAAUUAGUUUCUAUCUAAUCUUUUCCCAGUUUGGAAUAUUUAUUUCCUACUUUAUUGCAACACAUACAACAAAWAGCUAAAAUCACACUGAUAGUAUCAUGGAUUGUGUUAAAUAGAUGUAUGUUGAAAUAGUUAAAUGUGUCUACUCAAUCCUCAGAAUUCAGCCCGAUAUGAUAUUACCAUAUUAAUGUAUGCAUGCAUGAUUGUAAGUCACUUUGUAUAAKAGCAUCUGCUAAAUGUCUAUUAUUAUUAUAUGACAUAUAUUCUCAUUAUCUCUCUGAACCCAAAGUCACCGUUUUACUGUCAUCUGUUUGCUUAGAAUUUCAACCUCAUCUCCAUGGAAUACAGAAAACAAUGAACACAAUUAUAAACUUAACUUAAACUAUGUAUCAUAUUAAUAUAGUGCUGUGUUUUAAACCCAUUCCUCCCUCUUACACUAGUGUUUGCCUCAUUAGAUUGAAUCAGGAUAAAUGUUACAUCAAGCCA
Molecule: messenger RNA, 2172 nt
Organism: Salvelinus sp. IW2-2015
Lineage: Eukaryota; Metazoa; Chordata; Actinopteri; Salmoniformes; Salmonidae
Gene: elovl5
Product: ELOVL fatty acid elongase 5
Biological process (GO): very long-chain fatty acid biosynthetic process; fatty acid elongation, polyunsaturated fatty acid; fatty acid elongation, saturated fatty acid
Cellular component (GO): endoplasmic reticulum; endoplasmic reticulum membrane
Molecular function (GO): fatty acid elongase activity
Source: RefSeq, a predicted model, not a curated record